AUGGGGGUUGACUUGAAACGCCUAAGCGAGCUGUUCACGGUGAGAUUUGAGAAGGAAUACCGGACAUAUGGGGAAUACUUUGGAGAUAUUAUACACCUUUCCAAGGAUUCGGGGCUUGAAGAGAUGUUUUGCAAGUAUGAGAAGAACAUUUUGAAUGAGGAAGAUAUUCUGGGAUAUAUCACAAGCAGUAGUCCCAGUAAUCUGAAGCAUUUUAGCAGGAUUUAUGAAUAUGAAAAGGGCUUUUGCAAGAGGACGGCGGUGUUGCUGCUGAAGAAGAGAUAUGAGGAGGAGGAAUAUGACAAGAACGCAAUCUUCCAAUGCAUUAGAAAGCUGUCCCACUACCUUGAGUUUAAGUUUGUGAAAGAUAUUUGUGACGAUGAAUGUCUGGCGUUUAUUAUCGGGGAGUACGCUCGGAAGCAUGAGUUUGACGAGUCAUUUCUAGACGAGAUUGCAAAUUUCUUGCCAUCAGUGUUCCUGGGAUACACACAGUUGAACGGUCUUUUGCUUGAUUCCUUCGAGAGAUCAUUUGAGAAAGUAAUAAGAAAAAGCUUGGAGAUUCUUUGGGUUGUCGAUUGUUCGAAUAAGAGAGUGGCCCGGGCCAUUUCAAGGAGCAUGGAGAAGAAAAGGAUCUUUGAAUAUCUUGCAAGUAACAACUUGGUUGGGGAGGACCGGCUAGGAGAGAUGAUGAGUGUUGUUGGGAGUGUUAAUGCCCAGAUGUUUCUUAGCGAUGGGGUUUUUGGGAGGCUUGAAGAGGAGAGAGCAGUGAAGUAUCUCGAUGGUGUUUCUGUUGAGGAUGUUAUUGAGAUUGGAAUACUUGGAUGUGAAUGCCGAAGAUUGUAUAAGAUUCUUCCACGGGUAUUUGAGAAGAGGAAGGAGAGUUUUAUGAAAGAUGGAAGGAUUGUCAAUGUUCUGCUCCUUAUGGUUUACUACAAUUCCAAAAUAAGAUUUGGAGACACACUCGGACUUCUAGGGCCUUCUCUAGAGAGAGAGUUCCUAGAAUACAGGGAGAAAGAAAUACGGAAGAUUGUUGUGGAUGUUGACAAAGACAGUGGAGAGAUAAAUGAGAAGGAGGAAUGCUCUUCAGAUUCUCUGGGAUUCUUUUCUGAAGGAAAUGAGUUCCGAUUUGUCAGGGAAGGAAAGGCUGGGAAAAGAGAUAUCUUGGAAUACUUGAAGGAAAUAUGGAAGGAGGAAGGAGACUUUAUUAAGAAUGUUAGGAGGAAGCUAGGAUUUGGAUGUUUUCUUGGCAACCCUUCAAAACCUACCUUUGACCAACUGUUGGAACUUCCAAACUACUACUUUGUGGAAUCCCUCAAAAGAUAUAGGAAUGAGUUUCUGGACUUGCUAUUGGAGUUCCAUGAGAUAGUGGUUCCAACCAGCCGAAGAAGGAGUUUGAUUGGAAAGAAAAUUAUAUCCAGUGGAUACAAGGGGCUCUUUAUCAGAUAUCUCAUAAGAAGGAAUAAGUACUUUAAGGUUGAGGUUGAGCUUAGCAUGUGGUUGAAAGAGAUGUCACCCGAGUACAAAAUCAAGUAUUUUUGUGAUUAUCCGAUGGCUCUGAUUGGAAGGGAGAGCCAGGUGCUCGAGGGUCUAGGAAGCAACAUCUAUAUGUUAUAUCCUGUUGUCUUAGAGUUGGAAAGAAGAAGCGUAGCACAGGAAGUGAUUGAUCAGAUCAAAAAGCACAUGAUUGGGGCGGGCAGCUUUGGCAAAAAGAAAUGCGAAGAAGCCAGUAGGUUAGAGGAAGUCAAGAAGAUAAAGGAAGAAGAGUCUACCAAAGGUAGAGAAAGCAGAAAAGAAAGCGUUCUGGAAAAGAAAGCAAAUGAAUGGGAAGAACAGACAAAGAGAACAAGAAUGGAGGGCAAAGAGAAAGAAGAGAACAUUUAUGACGACAAGUAUCCCAUUGAGAAGAUCGACCAUGUUCUUUUCAAGAAGAGAAUAGGAUUUAUAUGCAACGAGAUAAACAAGAGGAUUUUGAAUGGGAACGGGCUUCAGAGAGCAGGAAGGGUUACCUCGAUACUGGUUCGGGACAGAGAAAUGCUUGAAAGGAUCCAGUCGAUCCUGAAUGGGGUGAAUAGAUUUGGAAAGGAUCUUACAAACUUUGUAAGGUUCCUUGCAUUUUUCCUCUCUUAUUGCAGAAUGGAAGUAGAUAUGUUGGACACAACUCUUAAGACUUUGAAGAGGUACAUCUCUGAAGAAGAGGAUGAUUCUGUUUUGUAUUUUGUGUUUAUGAAGAUACGAUUGGAGCAAGUGGAAAAGUUGGUGGUGGAAUUCAAGGAAAACAGCUUUGGAGUUAUUCACAAGGCGAUGUGCGAUCGAAUCCAGGGGGUCAAAGAAGGAGAGGCUAGAAACAUGGUGGAAGGCUGUGUGACAGUUAGUACUAAUGUUGUUCCUGGAGCAACCAAGAAAAAAAGAGGAGGAGGAAUAGGGCCCGACACAGUUGAAAUCUGGGACUACAAAGGACAGACGGAGAGGAUCCAGAAGAUUGUUAUGGCAUUUCUAUCUUCGGGAGACGAAAGCAUGCAGUACUUGGGCCUGGAGGGCUUGAAGGCAUUGGGACAAAGAGUGGAUGUGGAAAAGUUUCUUGAUUCGAAAAGCGAUCGGGUUGUUGAAACUGCAUUGAGUAUGGCAAUAGAAAGAGGAAUCACAUGCGACGUUAAUGAAAAACUUAUGAAAAUACUCUACAGAAGGGGGAGACUAGACAGUCUUGGGAAGAUGUGUCUCAGAGCUGUGAAUAUAGACGCCUUGGAGAAAGAGGAUGUUGACAGGAUCUACGAGAUGUUCUUCAUCGAUCCAAAAAGUUACCUAGAGAUCUUGCCAAGAAUUUUAGAGAGAGGCUACGAACUAUCCGAAGAUAUAGCAGUGGAGCUGACAAGGUUAUUGGGGAGUAGCCAAUGCGAUGAAGUUCUUGGGAAUUCGAUGAAGGCCCUGAAGAAUGUUGAGUACACAGCAGAGAUGGCUUUUGAAGGAAUCCUUGCGCUUGAAAAUGCCAAGUUUACUCCAAAAAUGUUUCUGGUGGAGAAGAUAUGGAGGUCUCCGUCCAAUCUUAGUACACGGGGGUUUCUCAGGCUAUGUGUUUGUGUGUGCAAUGAGGAAAACUAUGCUGUACUAAAAGGACUCCUACAGAUACUAAAGAAAGGAGGUGUUCAUGCAGACAUUGUUGAAAAGUGGAAGAAAAACAAGUCGUUAGAUAGAUUAAUGGCGAGAAUAUAUCCUCUAUGCUUGAAAGACAAGAUAUAUUAUCGAGAUAUCCUAGACAGUAUGAAGAAAGAUGCAGAGGAGUGGAAAUUUAUCAAUGAAUUCUAUAGAGAUGAGCUUGAGGCUGCAAGGCUUGUGGAUAAGCAUCUGUCAGAAAGCUAG
Molecule: messenger RNA, 3351 nt
Organism: Encephalitozoon intestinalis ATCC 50506
Lineage: Eukaryota; Fungi; Microsporidia; Unikaryonidae
Exons: 1
Coding region: 1-3351 (1116 amino acids)
Source: RefSeq, a predicted model, not a curated record